Molecule: messenger RNA, 2022 nt
Organism: Penaeus vannamei (Pacific white shrimp)
Lineage: Eukaryota; Metazoa; Arthropoda; Malacostraca; Decapoda; Penaeidae
Source: RefSeq, a predicted model, not a curated record
AUGAAUCAGCUGUGCAAAGUGUGCGGCGAGCCAGCUGCCGGCUUCCACUUCGGAGCCUUCACCUGCGAGGGAUGCAAGUCGUUCUUCGGCCGGACGUACAACAACCUGUCGCAGGUGCACGAGUGCAAGAACGGCGGCCAGUGCGUCAUCAACAAGCAGAACAGAACGUCGUGCAAGGCCUGCAGACUCCGCAAGUGCAUCAUGGUCGGCAUGUCCAAGAGUGGGUCAAGGUACGGCAGACGCUCCAACUGGUUCAAGAUCCACUGCCUCCUCCAAGAGCAGGCGGCCUUCAACGGGCAGACCCCCGCUCUUCGCAGUCCCAUCACCCCCACGCUGCAGGACGGGUCGCUGCCCUUCGUGUCGGCUCAUCUCCGGGACUCCAUGGGGCGGGACGGCCCCGUGCGAGCCGCGCCCCAACUACAGGGGCCUCCGGAGCUGCACGGCCAAGAUCUCCAAACCUCUCUGUCUGGUUUGUCAACCAGGUCACAGCUGAAUGCGGUAUCUUUACAUAGAAGCCAAAAUUCCUCUCUGAUUUACGUUGACGAAGAGUUCCUUACCAUCAACAGCAAUCAGAAUACCAUAGGCAAGAAUUCAGUUUAUUUCUGGGUUCAACAGGCGAAGCAGAAGUGGAACUACAUACAAGUGGAGCGACGCCUGCAAGAGGAAGCCCUGAGCGCCCUCUCGCGCGGCCAGGGGCACCACCCUGCCAGCCCCGACUUCGAGUCCCAUUACAGAGAGCAGGUCCUGGAAGCCCUCAGGCGCUCGCAGAACCUCGGCAGCCUCCGAAGGACGCCCGACUUCGACGCCCUUAGGAGGUCCAUGGAGAUCGACCCCCUGCGGCGCACCCACGACUUGGAUGCCCUUGACGCCCUCAGGCAAGUCGCCCCCGAGGUCGAGGCAAGACUCGGGCCGCUUGCCGUCCUCGAAUGGGAGAGGAGAAUACGAGAGGUUUCGAGGAGGAGUGACACGGAGGUCACCCUCGAGAGAAAGGAUCAGCUGUCCAGCGAGAUCAAGGGCGAACAGCUCCGGUCGCCAGCUGAGUGCUGCAUGGAAUCUGCGAGCGGAGGCUCCAAGGGCGGUCACCAAAGCGAGCACGAGGUGGUUUCAUCGGUCAAGGAGGAAAUCCUCAAGCCGGAAUACGAACAGACCGAACUGGCCCUGUCGGUCCACAACGACGUGGAGAAGAGUCGGCGGGAGACGCCGCCGAAAUUCGCGUCUGAGAAAAAGGGCGUCGGGAUCCUCAUGUCGGAGGAGGAGCGUCUGUCCUUCCUCAAAGCAGUCAACAGUCAGACCUCUGUGUACACGCGCGACCAAGCCCCGGUGACGUCAUCGGCGAGAAUGCCGACCAAUGCAGACCUCCUGUACAAUUCUCUCAAUAACAACAUUUUCCCGUUCCCUCCCUACCCUCCGCUGUGGCCGUCCAUGCUCCCCUUCCCUCCGCUGGCCAAGUUCUACCCCUCCUUCGGCGGAGCCCUUCCCCCGAGCGCCAUCGACGGCUUCAAGAGCACGAUAUACAGCCCGCUCGACGCCACGAGCUCCAGGUCGCCGCUGCGACUCCCCAAGGACGACGCCAUGACCAAGAAGCGAUUCCUGGACGCCGUGCUGCAGGUCCAGAGGCAAGACAGCAACCCCCACGACGGGGGCGCAGCCGGAAGAGGGCUAUCCCAGGCCCAACCAAGCGUGUCCCCGGCAGCCUCGCCUCCCGCCCCGCCCGUGACCUCCGCCGCCGCCUCACACGACCAGCCGAUGGACCUCACCGUUAGAAGGAAGAGGAAGAUGGACAAGAGUGAGAUCAUUUAUAAUCCCAGUGAUGAUAUCGCCGACGUUGUGGAGAGUGAGGAUGAAAAGGCAGAUGAGAAAUGGCUGAAGAGGACUGACGAAGAGGAAGAACCGGUUGAAGAGGAGGAAGAGGCCAAGGCAAGUGAUAUGAUUGAAAGUGAAACACAGAUGAAACCCACGAAAGCAGAAGUUCCUCUUAAACUGAUAAAACUUGAUUCCCCCGGGGAAACACUUGUGGCGUAA